This is a messenger RNA of Endocarpon pusillum Z07020, 1587 nucleotides long. RefSeq lists its product as uncharacterized. Gene Ontology annotation, molecular function: poly(A) binding. NCBI's taxonomy places the organism in Eukaryota, Fungi, Ascomycota, Eurotiomycetes, Verrucariales, Verrucariaceae. Gene Ontology annotation, cellular component: nucleus; cytoplasm. The transcript is spliced from 2 exons. Gene Ontology annotation, biological process: regulation of mRNA stability. The coding region runs from base 1 to 1587 and encodes 528 amino acids. The record is from RefSeq and is a predicted model, not a curated record.
AUGGCAGUUCAACUAGCAGUGGGCACUCCGCUGGCGGAGGCUCUCAACACUGCGGUACAUACGAAGCUCUUAGAAGUUGGAUGGGGAUCGGAAGAUGAUACUUCUUUGGCCGAAUUUAUCGUGUUAAUGUUAGUGAAUGGAAAGACCGAAGAUCAAAUCGCUUCCGAACUUGCAAACGACAUUCUACCAGAAGGAGAGGGGACACAGGAAUUUGCGCGGUGGCUCUUUGAGCAAGUCCGGACACUGCAGAAUGGAGGACCUUCUGUUGCGACUGAAACACAACCAGAACAGCAGUCAAUACCAUCUUUCCAAGAUUCAGAUGAGGCGCAAAGGUCAAAAGGAGAUCCACAAGAUGCGCCUCUGGCAUAUGACUCCGAUAUGGCUGAUGGAUCUGCCGCAGCGCCCGGUAAUGCACCUACCGGCCCCAAAAACCUUCGAGGCGGCAGUCAAUCUGGUAGGGGAUCAAGGAUCAUGGGACAAGUCAACCGAGCGAUGGAUAGGUCGAACGAGUCGGUUCUUCACCGGGUCCGUCAAGGGUCUGGCACAGGAAGAAUAAAUAGCCACAUGCAAGAUGCGCCGAAAGGUCCUCGAAACGUUCAAACCCGCAACGUGCGACCAGGCAUGCAGAAGGCCUUGAAUGGCAUGGCAAUGCCAGGAAAUGGGAUGGUCAAUAACAACAUGAUGAACCCAGCACAACAAGGGCAAAUGCCAAUGCCGCUAUCUCCGCAACAGCAAAUGGAGAUGAUGGCUAUGAUGGAGCAGUCGGCGAGAAUGAUGGCACAAUUCAUGCCUGGCAUGAUCUCACCUACCAUGAAUCCGAAUGUUCAGCAAAAUGGUGUGCAGCAAGGCAAAUCGCUUUUCGACCGUGUAGAAGCGGGACCCGGGAAGCGCGGACGAGGUGGUCGCAUACAACGAAAUGGCAGCUUGAGGAACAACAGUGCUGGAAGUGGCACUGGUCGUGACACAGCAAUGGAUCUCUCCGACAAACCUCUCGACAAAAAUCUAUCAUCUUCUAUGGAGACAGAAUCGUCCCAGCCACAAGCAUCAGAUCCAUCAACAACGAUGUGCCGAUUCAACCUACGAUGUACGAACAAGUCAUGUCCCUUUGUCCACCAGUCCCCCGCAGCUCCCGAAGGUGUUACCGUCGACAUGACAGAUACCUGCACUUUUGGGGCAGCCUGCAAAAAUGCCAAAUGUACUGCUCGCCAUCCCAGCCCUGCACAGAUCAAAGCACACCAAUCCGAAGAGCAGUGCAAGUUCUUCCCCUACUGCACAAAUCCAAGUUGUCCAUUCAAGCAUCCUAGCAUGCCGAUGUGCCGCAACGGAGCUGAUUGUACAGUUCCACAUUGCAAGUUCACUCAUUUACAGACAGCUUGCAAAUACAACCCAUGCAAGAAUGUGCGAUGUCCAUACAAGCAUGCCGAGGGUCAAAGAGGGUCUUAUAGUGACAAGGUGUGGACAGCGGAUGGCGCGAAGAAGGAAGAGAAUGGACAUGUUAGUGAGAGGAAGUUUGUUGAGGAGGAUGGGGAGGAAGAAUUGAUCAAGCCAGAAGAUGUGGCUGCACAAGCUGCGGAGCUCAUCACAUAA